Aspergillus calidoustus is the source of this 495-nucleotide messenger RNA. Lineage: Eukaryota; Fungi; Ascomycota; Eurotiomycetes; Eurotiales; Aspergillaceae. The record is from the annotation of a GenBank genome assembly.
AUGUCUUCCAGCACCUCAAACGCGCUCCCCAUCCACCUCUCCCCACCUCUCACCGGUCGAGAAGCGAUCUCCGACGCUUUAUACCGGUGCAUUGAGGGCAUCGACACAAACAACAAACCCCUCUUCGACUCCUCCUUCACAGAAACCGCAACUCUCGAAGUAAACGGGGCCGUCUCCGAGGGUCUCGCAGCAAUCCAUGCCAACUGCUUUAAUGUCAUCGGACCAAAAACCACGACGCAUUUUGUGUCGAACGUUCGGAUUCAUAUUGACGAGAGCGGGGAGAAGGCCACCAUGAGGGCUUAUGCGCUGGCACAGCACUAUCGCGAGGGUGAGGGGUUAAAGGGGGAUCAGGAGAGGCUUUUGACGGGAAAUUCUUAUUACCUUGAGGUGGUUAGGGAGACUGGUGUGGCAGAGGGUGAGUUUUGGAGGAUUGAGACGUUUGUUGUCAAGAGUUCGUGGGCGGAGGGGGUAUGGGGGGUCUUGAAGGCGGCUUGA